Molecule: messenger RNA, 474 nt
Organism: Capsicum annuum
Lineage: Eukaryota; Viridiplantae; Streptophyta; Magnoliopsida; Solanales; Solanaceae
Product: F-box protein CPR1-like
Exons: 1
Coding region: 1-474 (157 amino acids)
Source: RefSeq, a predicted model, not a curated record
AUGUUGUUCUAUGGCUUCUGUGAUGGCUUGAAUUGUGCGAAAAUCUAUGGGGGUUUUACAGAUGCAAGAGUUUCCUUGUUGAACCCUUCAACUGGUGAAUCUAAGACAUUUCCAUCUUCACCUUUUGAACUCCCAAAGUCAGUUCAGAAUUCGCCAGUGUAUGUUACUUUCGGAAUCGGCUACAACUCUACGUGUGAUGACUAUACUAUCGUAAGAAUGGCACAUGAAUUUGGAGGUCACUACAGAUACGAAAUGAAGUUGUACUCGUUGAAGAACAACUCAUGGAGAAAAAUUCAAGACCUGCCUCAUCCAAUUUUUCAUGCUGGAUCUGUUUGCUGCUUCCUAAAUGGUGCAUUCCACUGGUUUUCUUAUCACACUUCUUAUCAGGAUGGACUUUGUGUAGUUGUUUUACUUGAUAUAUCAGAGGAGAAGUAUGGGGAGAUCCAAAUACCACGUCUUAAUUGUUGGGAAUAA